UUUCAUUUUACGCCAAACCCAUCUCAGCCAGAUUAAAAAUCUCUCAGCUCUCGUGCAGUUCAUCCUUGUGGUCUGCAGCCUUCGUGCCGGAGAAGGAGCUUUGGUAAACCACAGCGAUAAACAAUCUCUCCGCCCCCGUACAGUUCACUUUGCAUGAUAUCCAGUGCUUACAUGCCUUCAAAGGAGCUCUGGUAAACCACCUGUGUCUCAGGAAAUUAGAAUCAUGGAAUCGUCUAGACAGACAACAGCUUGUAGUUUGGCAGUCACUCAUUUCAUCCCCAACGUGCCGAGUCAUAAAAAACCAUAUAUUGGGAUGACAUUCGAAGACUUGGACGAGGCCUAUAAAUUUUACAAUAGUUAUGCUUAUUUGGCUGGGUUCAGUGUGCGCAAAGAUAACUUGAAGAAAUGCAAAGACGGGACAGAUAAGAGUAGGGUUUACCUUUGUUAUAAAGAGGGUGCUGAAAAAAAUCCAAUGCAAGAGGUUGACACGGAACGAUGUAGAUAUAAUAUUCGUACUGGGUGUAAAGCCAUGCUUGGUGUUUCUAAAACCAGAAAUCAGGAAGUGUUUAGUGUUUAUCGAUUUGAUGAAGUGCAUAAUCAUUGUUGUGAAACCCCAAGCAAGAUUCACUUGCUCAAAUCUCAUCGUACCGUGUCAGAUGUCAAAAAGAAGCUUUUGUCAAGCCUACAAUCAAACAAUAUCUCAAUCUCUCAAGCUAUGGGUGUAUUCAUGGCUGAAUCUAGCGGUGUGGGUGAUGUUGGAUUUCUAGAAACAGAUUUGAGAAAUUAUGUUAGAGAUGAAAGUGUGAAAGUUAAGGGUCAAGACGCCCAAUUAUUUGUCGAACACUUCAUAUUAGAAAAAGAGCACAACCCAUCUUUUUUUUACAAGGUUAGAAAAGAUAGUGAAAACAAGCUUGAAUUAGCAUUUUGGGCCGAUCCUACAUGUCGGCGCUCCUAUCACUACUUUGGUGAUACAAUUGUUGUUGAUGCAACAUACAACACAAAUACGUAUGGCUUUCCCUUCACUCCAUUUGUUGGAGUAAAUAAUCAUUUUCAAACGGUGUUGUUUGGGUGUGCAUUCAUGAACAAAGAAAAUUGUGAAUCUUAUGUUUGGAUCUUAAAAUCCUUUUUGGAAGCAAUGCCUGGCCCUCCACCAAAUGUUAUUAUCACUGACCAAGAUCCAGCUUUAGCCAAAGCCAUUAAUUUUGUGCUGCCAAACAUCUACCACCGCUAUUGUAUGUGGCACAUUAUUCGUAAGAUCCCUGAGAAGGUGGGUGGUGUAAUAAAUUCUUUGGAUGGUUUCAAUAGAAUUUAUGGUAUUAUAAAAUAUUCCGAGACACCAUAUGAAUUUGAAGCGGAAUGGAAAAAGCUUGUUAAUGAGGUUGGGUUGGAAGAAAAUGAAUGGAUUUCUUACAUGUUUCAAGUUCGGGACCAUUGGGUUCCAGCUUAUUUCAAGAAUGUAUUCGCAGCUUGUAUGUCAUCCACUCAAAGGAGUGAAACAACACACUCUUUCUUGAAGAAAUAUGUGUACAAGGGGUGCGGUUUCAAUGAGUUUGUUACUCGUUUUGAUAGAGCACUGUCAAGACAGAGGGAGCGUGAGAACCAAAUGGAUCACAAGGAUAGAAAUGGGCGUCCUAAGCUUCAAUAUGGGACUCAAGUGGAGUUACAAAUGGCAAAUACAUAUACAUCAACCAUGUUCCGGGAGUUUCAAAUAGGACUGCAUAACUGUUUCACAUACAAUUUGGAUGAGAAUGUGGAAGAGGGAGAUAAUAUUGUUUUCAAGUUAACUUACAGAGGUGUCUCCAACGACAUUGAAAUAAAGAGAAGUCGUGUAGUGCAUUUCAACCGUUUGACACAAAUUGGUAGUUGUUCGUGCAAGCAGUUUGAGUUUAUGGGUAUACCAUGUGCACAUUUAUUAAGGGUCCUAGAUGGUAUGAAAAUAUACGACAUCCCUAGUUUUUACAUUAUGGACCGUUGGAAGAAAGGUCCAAGAAGAGAAAUUGUAAGGGAUCAGUCAGGCAAUGAGAUAAGAGAAGACCGCAAAAGAGAGUUCACUGGGGAAAUAGCAAAGCAUAUGAUGCAUUUCUUGGUGGUUACUAUGAUCUCAUAUCUGAGUCACCAGAAGACCAAGAAUAUGGGUUAUCAUUACUGGAAGAGUGGCGCAAAAAGUUCAACGAUCAUCUAUCCCAAAAGUCAAGUGAUAAAACGAGGCCAAGUAAAGGAAGUGAAGCAUCAUGUACGGUAGAAUUUGUGGAGCCCGAUCAUGCGCGACAUAAAGGUUGUGGGAAACGAUUAAAGUCAGGCAUAGAAAAGGGGACUUCACUGAACCGUUUGUGUCGUGUUUGCAAAGGUCAUGGGCAUGAUAAGCGUAAUUGUCCAAAACAAGCAAAAUGGGAGGCAGCAAAGGACACAAUGGAGGAACAAGUGUAAUUGAUUAUUAUGAGCAAAUGUUGUGCGGUGUGGAGAUUUGUUUAUGUAUGUUUAGCUUAAGUGUUUACCACUGUUACAUUUCUGGUGUUUUGCUUGAAAUGGAAAUAGUUGUACUUGAGUUUUUUCAUAUUUCAGGAUUUCACGACUUGAGAUAAUGGAUGACUUGUUUAU
Molecule: messenger RNA, 2598 nt
Organism: Cuscuta epithymum
Lineage: Eukaryota; Viridiplantae; Streptophyta; Magnoliopsida; Solanales; Convolvulaceae
Source: the annotation of a GenBank genome assembly